AUGGCAGCAGAAGAAUUUGGUCUAAUUCCAAAGCAUAUGUACAUCAGCGAUCAACCACAUGCAGCACAGAUUUUGCUUGACAACUCAAUCAAACACAAGAAACCGCAACUAUCAUAUUUGAACCGUUUGAGACCACUAAAUGAAUCAGCAAGAACAACAACAUCAGCUAUUGAUACGCCAGCAGUCAUUCCCCCAACCCCUGAACCACCUAUCGUUGCCAAGGCAGAAAACAAUCCACAAAAACAAGCUCUCCUUCUCACUUCUGUAGACGAUGAUGAUGAUGAUGAUGGUGAUGAUGAUGAUGAUGAUGAAGGUAACGAGAUGGAAAAAAGUGUUGAGCUUAGUGAGGCAUUAUCCACAGAACGUAUCCUGUUACAAUUACAGCUCAUGGACGAACACUAA
Messenger RNA from Symsagittifera roscoffensis, 402 nucleotides. Its product is annotated as DNA mismatch repair protein Msh6-like. Lineage: Eukaryota; Metazoa; Xenacoelomorpha; Acoela; Convolutidae. The transcript has a single exon. The record is from RefSeq and is a predicted model, not a curated record. Bases 1 to 402 code for a protein of 133 amino acids.